Molecule: messenger RNA, 1100 nt
Organism: Cylicocyclus nassatus
Lineage: Eukaryota; Metazoa; Nematoda; Chromadorea; Rhabditida; Strongylidae
Source: the annotation of a GenBank genome assembly
GUUGUGUCUGAUCUCGUCACUUUUCAAAGAGUUGUGCUUUCUAGUGUUCAAGUGCAUUUGCCAGAAACAAGGAUAAGACUUCCCUUUUUCACUAAAUGGACGACAUAGAAGCACUUGUCGGCCAGCUGACUGAAGCACAGGUGGAUCCUGCCGCGUUGGGUGAGCAUCCGCGGUUUAGUCGAUUCAAAAAUGCUGGACGAGCUGCUGAACAACAGGCAAGACGGAGAGAGGAUGCUAUGGAACGACAACGAAACAGCCGUUUUGAUCAUUUCAACCACACAAGGAAAUUGGCUGAAAAUGAAGAUGAUGAUGAAGAAGAAAUAAUUGACACACAAAAAGAUAGCCAGGAUGAAGAGGAGAAGCCACAGGAUUUGCGCAAGAAGCGAUAUAAAUCAAGGUAUGCAGAUGAAUUGAUGCUCAGCGAAUGGUUGGUGGAUAUUCCUGAGCAGUUGUCUUCAGAAUGGAUGAUGGUUCCAUCACCGGUUGGGAAGCGAGUACUAGUUGUGGCUGCAAAGGGAGCUACAACGGCUUAUAAUAAAGCUGGUAAGACUAUAACACAGUUUCGAUCUCGAUUACCUGGAGGAUACCAAAAGUCAUCUGCAUAUACAAUCCUGGAUUGCAUUAUGGACGCAAAGAAAACUUUCUAUUGUUUGGACAUACUAGCAUGGAAUGGUAUGGAUAUGAGCGCAAAUCCUUUUGAUUUUCGACAGUAUAUGCUAUCAUCGAAGUUGAAGGAAACACCAGAAUUGCAGUCGCCAUCGAAGCAGUUCCCUUAUCGCUUUGUUGCGCUUCCAUGUUGCAAAUGUGAGCGAACUUUGAUGGAAGAAAUGAUGAGGAAUGGAUUUGAUUUUGAACUAGAUGGACUGCUUUAUUAUCACUCUGGUGUAGUCUACGAGGCUGGUCAGAGUCCCUUGGUAGGCUGGCUAAAACCGUGGAUGUUACCUGAAAUAUUGCACGUCACUGUACCGGAAAAAUUUCUCAACGAAAAUGUCCUUCAACAAUCUUCGCAACAAUUCAUUGAUGCCUUCAAUAUUGAACAUCGCCAUGUUUCGAAAAUCGAUAAGAAUAUCGAAAUGGAAGAAGCUACUACCAGCGCCUAA